AUGAGCAAUACAACAACACGAAAGGAUCCAAUAUCAACGCCACUGUUACAGUCUAAUGACAAUAAACGACAUUCACAACCACGAGGCCUUAUGCGACAAUCGCACAUUCUACAAUCUCGACGAGCUUCAAGUACCGGUACUUCAACAGGCACGCCAACUCAGCAUUACUGCUACGCCUGUGAUCAACCAUGCACGCAUAGCGACCGCAAGCAUAUCAACGCACUUGGACGCCUAUACCACUAUCAAUGUUUUGUUUGUGAAGAUUGUCAUACGUCAGUGACCAGCAGAUACUAUGCCAUCGAACGAGGAAAUCAACCAUCGAUCGUUUGUGAAAAGCAUUACUACAUCCACACACAAUGCGCCCAUUGCAAUGAACGUUUUCAAGCCGAUACUUUGGUUGAGUGGAUCAAUGGAUUGAAAUACCAUCAGCAAUGCAUACAAUGUCCUGGAUGUCUCUUGGCCAAACGUGCAUCUUCCUCCUCCUCCAGUCAAUCCUCCUUUACCAGUAAUGGCAAUUGGAAAAUCAUCAACAGAGGGCAAAGACAACAAAGUCACGAGCAAUUUGAGGAAAAAAGCAACUCUUUCACUUAUGAUGGAAAAUCUUAUUGUCGAUACCAUUAUUCAUUAUUACGCGGCACAGCAUGCAUUGGCUGCGGUCAGGCUGUAUUGGAUAAGCCUGUCGAAGAUGAUACUGAGCGAGGUCGUUGGUGGCAUUAUGAGUGUUUCAAAAUUUACAAGUACUGGCAAGUCAAGCUUGUUGAUCCUCGAUACGAUCGUCAUGAUGAAUUCUCGACAAUGAGCCCCAACGAGCUUAUUGCUAUCCAAACAACUAUGGAGACAACAAGGAAGCAAGUGUGGACUGAGUUGCACGCGUUUGAAGACUCGUUGGCAACGUAUAUCUAUGAUCUUGGAUUACACAUCACCGCUGGCUCCUUUCAUGAAUCCGUUUCCAUGGCACGUCAACUCGCAUGGCAUUUACGUGCAUUGUUCACGGCACAUCAAUCGAUCCACACCCUGUAUACCCAACAUGAUCUUAGCAACCAAAAAGUACCCGAGUGUAACAAGUGGACUCGAUUGAUCGGAUCUCAAAUAAUCCAGCUAUUUCAACUUUUCGAUACGCAAAAGGAGGACGAGGAACGACAUGUGUUUGGCAAAAAGGUGUUUGAUUUUGUUGGUAGCCUAGCAAACAGCCUCAAGGUCUUAUUACAUGAUGGUUUGGUUGAGGCAUUACAGCUGGAGCAUAACUCGGAUGUCAAGAAUGUGUUGUCUGUUUUCCUUCAGCCAUUUGGUGAUUUGAAGAGGCAUAGUGCAUGGAUACCAGGACGCUAUCUGUUUAAGGAAUCGCCAUUUCCAGAGACCGCCACGGCAGAGCAAGAAGACAAGUGUCGACAUUGCCAAAAGGUUAUCUUGGAUCCAUGCCUUCGUCAUGGUGUAGGAUCUUGGCAUUUGGGUUGCUUAAUAUGUGGUGCAUGUAAAAAGCAAAUCCAGCAUCCUCGUCAAGCACGCGUUGGCUAUCAUACAGAGAAAUCGGGCCAUGUUGAUAUGCUAUUGCUAUGCGACCAAUGCACUGUUGACCCGCGUAAUAGACCAAAGCACGUUAUGCAACAAACCCAGCUCAUCCCGGUUUCACAGUUGGAACAAUGCAUGCACUUGUUGCGUGUUGCACUUGCUCGUGUGGAACAACAAACAACCACGACAUUGGCCACAGGCAAAAACGGACUAAAGAAGAUGCAGCAUGCUGUGGAUGACAAAACAAAACAUUCGCAAAAUCGACAACAGCCACUUUCUUCUUCACCUGCUUCUUUUCGACAAUUGACAGUUGACACAGGAACAGCUGCUGCUGCUGCUGCUGACACUACCACGACGAUGCAACAAAAUGCUCAGCCUCAACAACAACAACAGCCAACCGGCACUAUAUAUUGGUCCAACGUCAAACGUAUGAAAUCAAGCCAAGCCGAUUCUACCACUACUACUACACCUCAUACGAUUGGCAACACACCCACACCACGACGUGCGUUAACGAUCCAUCAGCCAUCAAGUGAAGUGAUAAGCCCUACAUCACCAUCUUCGUCUCCCACGAGUAAAUUUGUUGGUUACAGCACGCUACGCAGAGCGCUGAGCACAGGUCGUGGUACUCGUAAUCAUACAAGUAGCACCCUUCCUGCUCAGCAACAACGUUUACAUGAAAAACCUACCGUUGCCACGCUACAACGCCAUCAUUGUCUCAAUAAUAGCUGUAAAAACGAGGACGCUAUGCAUUGGCUUGUCGAUGUUUCAGACCUCCAGGACUUUUUAUUGAGGAAUCUAGCAGCGCUUUAUGUUGAACGCUAUGUCGGUGGCUACUUUGAGAUUGAAGAGCUAUUAGCACUUGUUGAACCACGCAAGGAAUCGUUAUGGGGCAAAGUCAAGCUUCACUUUCGUUCAGCAAGACAAUAUUCACCAGCGGAUUGGAUGCUUACGACACCUUCAACCAGCAGCAGCCCAACUCAACAUACCAACGGCAACAACAACAACACCAAUAAUAGCACUCGUGUAUUUGGAGUAUCCUUGUCAAGCUUGGCAACCAAACAACGGCAUCACCCCAAAGACCAACCUGCACGUGCAAAUGCAUUACAGUAUGUGACCACCCAUCACCCUACAAUAGCUGCAUACAUUUCCGAGAAUGUCAUGGCUCCGAUCAUUGUGCAGGAUUGUAUCUUGGCUUUACUGCAACAAGAUUUGGCUGUGGAAGGCAUCUUUCGCAAAAAUGGUAACAUCCGUGAACUACGAGAAAUGUCACAAUCGGUCGACAGGGGUGAACCCUACUUUGAGCAGCUUAUGCAAAUAUCAUCAUCCAUUCAGCUGGCUGCUUUACUUAAACGAUUCAUUCGAGAUAUGCCAGAGCCUUUAUUGACCUUCAGGUUAUACAACCUUUUUCUUUCAAGUCUACAGAUGGAGACUGAGCAAGAAACAAAGGCAGUGUUACAUCUUGCAUGUUGCAUGUUGCCCAAGCCAAAUCGAGAUUUUAUGCAGCUGCUGUUUUUAUUCCUCAAUCAUGUUGCAUCGUUCCAUGCCAAGAAUCUCAUGGAUAUACACAACCUUGCAGUAGUACUGACACCUGGUGUAUUCUAUGCACCGCCAACGAUGGCAGAAAGGUACCGAAUGCCAAGGGAUGAGAUUAGAGUCGUGCAUUUACUCAUCAAAUACCAAGCCGAGUUCAUUACGGUACCCAAAGAAUUCAAUUUGGUUAUGCAAGAUAGUGGCAUGAUCAAAAGCCUAUACCACGCCGAUCUUACUUCGUCCAAAGACUUCGUACGCACCUAUGCUAAUAUGAUGAAAAUGAAGAAACAAGGAGGAAAUGCUGUGGGUGUGUCACCAUUAGCAAGUCGAUCAGCUAUCGCCUUGACCAGCGCUCCACCGCAGGCACGGAUGAAGUAG
Messenger RNA from Lichtheimia ornata, 3417 nucleotides. RefSeq lists its product as uncharacterized. Lineage: Eukaryota; Fungi; Mucoromycota; Mucoromycetes; Mucorales; Lichtheimiaceae. Bases 1 to 3417 code for a protein of 1138 amino acids. The transcript is spliced from 10 exons. The record is from RefSeq and is a predicted model, not a curated record. Gene Ontology annotation, cellular component: cytoplasm. Gene Ontology annotation, biological process: signal transduction; regulation of GTPase activity.